AUGGUGAGAAAGAGUAGAGGUCGCCAAAAGGUGGAGAUGGUGAAAAUGUCGAAAGAAAGCAAUCUCCAAGUGACCUUUUCGAAGCGUCGGUCUGGACUUUUCAAAAAGGCUAGCGAGCUUUGCAUUCUCUGUGGUGCCGAGAUUGCCAUCAUCGUCUUUUCACCAGGCAAUAAGGUUUUCUCCUUCGGCCACCCUGGUGUUGAGACUCUGGUUAACAGUUUUCUCAACCGAAAUCCGCCUCAACACUCCGGUGCCAUGCAACUCUUUGAGGCUCACCGCAAUGCUACUGUCCGUGAAAAUAACAUGCAGCUUACUCAGGUGCUAAACCAAUUGGAGAUGGAGAGAAAGCGUGGAGAAGAUCUUAAUCAAUUAAGAAAGGCUGGCCAGACUCUAUGCUGGUGGGAAGCUCCCAUCGAGGAACUCACGCUGCCCCAACUUGAGCAGUUGAAGGCGUCUCUAGAGGAGUUAAAAAAGAAUGUGACGAAGGAGGAUGCUAGAACAUUUGUUUUAUCUGUUACUUGA
This is a messenger RNA of Dovyalis caffra, 522 nucleotides long. NCBI's taxonomy places the organism in Eukaryota, Viridiplantae, Streptophyta, Magnoliopsida, Malpighiales, Salicaceae. The record is from the annotation of a GenBank genome assembly.